UUUUUGUACAAUGGCCUAAGCCUGGCUCAAAUACUUUCUUAAACUGCACUGACAAUUUGUUUACUAUUUCACUAAUUUUACUUUGUGCCUUUUCAAUUUCUAACACUUUAAUCGGCUCUUCACUCUUUUUAAUACUAGACACUAUUUGAUAUCCCAAUUUAUUCUCAACUUCAAUUAUCCAUGGUAGGCCAAACAAAUUCAAUUUUUCACUUGUGACAUGUGUCACCAAUACUUGUUUACUAUCGUCUACUUCGACACUCGCCAAAAAACUGCCCAACAUACUAAACUCGUUUCCUGUGAAACUUCUACCCUUGCAGGGCACUCCAGUGAGCUUUGGGCUACCAAUAUUCUUCCAUGUCACUUCAUUUAUACAACUGAUUUGAGCGCCUGAAUCCAAAAUGAAUUCCACUUCGUUUCCGUUCACUAACACUUUUUUUGUUAACCAUUUAGGUUUCACACUCAUACUCACAUGGAGAAUAUCGACACUGUUCUUUACAUUACACUCAUGGUUUUCCCACCAUGUUUUUACUUUACUUGUCAGGGCCAUUUUUCUUUUGCUGUUGCCGAACUUUUCUUUUGUAGCUGUUGCUGGACUUUUCUUUUUGUAGCUGUUGCCGAACUUUCUUUUCGAAGUAGACGAGAAUGGUUUGCGACCGCGC
This is a messenger RNA of Meloidogyne enterolobii, 659 nucleotides long. Lineage: Eukaryota; Metazoa; Nematoda; Chromadorea; Rhabditida; Meloidogynidae. The record is from the annotation of a GenBank genome assembly.